ACGGCCGCUCUUUGCUCCUAGAACCGGGCGGCCCGGGUCCGAGUGGGCAAAGGGGACAAGCCGGUGACCUACGAGGAGGCGCACGCGCCCCACUUCAUCGCGCACCGCAAGGGCUGGCUGUCGCUGCACACAGGUAACCUGGACGGGGAGGACCGUGCUGCAGAGCGAACGGUGGAGGAUGUUUUUCUUCGCAAGUUUAUGCUGGGCACCUUCCCCGGCUGCCUGGCUGACCAGCUUGUCCUGAAGCGCCGGGCUAACCAGGUGGAGAUCUGUGCUCUGGUCUUGAGGCAGCUUCCUGCGCACAAGUUCUACUUCCUCGUGGGCUACAGUGAGACCCUGCUGUCCCAUUUCUACAAGUGUCCUGUGCGUGUGUACUUGCAAACGGUGCCCUCAAAGGUUGUGUAUAAGUACAUCUAGGACAUUCAUCUUUUUUUGUGUCAGGCUCUAGCCUACAAAGGACAGAAACGAGUGGGAAAGGGGUGAAGUAGAAAUGGGGGUACACAUCCCUUCAGAAUCCACAGACUUCACUUUCAAAGCUGCUGUUGAAUAAAUGGACUGUCCAUGUUG
Messenger RNA from Miniopterus natalensis, 567 nucleotides. Lineage: Eukaryota; Metazoa; Chordata; Mammalia; Chiroptera; Miniopteridae. The record is from RefSeq and is a predicted model, not a curated record.